AUGUGGAACGGAUGGGUAUCUAAACAAUCUCUUCUGAAAGCUGCCAAACGUGUUGGUGUCACAGCGACUGGAUUAAAUGUUAACUUUAUGCAGAAAGACAAGUUUGAGCAAGCUGAAGGCAUUCUAGAUGGAAACCACACCAAUGAAGUUCCAGCAACAUCACAUGCUUAUGUGUUAUCACCUCAGAACAUUUGGAAAAAUUCUGCACUGUACUGGAAAUCAAAAUGCAUGUCAGCACAAGCUUUCAUUGAAGAAUCACAUGAAAGGAGCUUACAACUUUGUUGCAAAAGCAAGCCGCCGAUUUUUAAGAGACAAGGAUGGGCCAGUAGACAGCAUUCUGAUGAAGUGUUUGAAACCAAAGGUUGGGUCUGGCAACAUUUUGGAAGACACACCUAAGCAUCUGUCAGCAGAUGAAGCAACAUUUGACAUUUCAAAAAUCAUUGCAGGCCCUUUAGAAGUAAUACCAAAGGGUGCAACACAGUUUUUAGUUCCGUGUUAUGAAAAUGUCAAGUCUCAGUUCGAACUUGUCAAGAACAUUGACCGGACAUGUUUAGUUGAGGACGAAUUUUAUUAA
This is a messenger RNA of Paramuricea clavata, 574 nucleotides long. The record is from the annotation of a GenBank genome assembly. NCBI's taxonomy places the organism in Eukaryota, Metazoa, Cnidaria, Anthozoa, Malacalcyonacea, Plexauridae.